AUGAUGAACGAAUUUAAUACUGAACCUGUUACAUUCCAUCACAACUCGUCGCUGGUCGCCGAUGAAAAGAUGAUGCUUAAUCAGCACCCGUCGUAUUACGUGGGUCAAAACAACAACACUGGCGAGGAUUGCAUCGAUAUGAUUGAAGUCCCUCAGAAUCUCGGUCCAGAGCAAGAAAGCUACGAGUUUCCAUCAAAGGCUCGCUUGCAACAACUCGCCGUGUUUUACAAUGACAACGACACUGAUUCCUUCUUUGACGAAUCGUCAUUCACCAACACCUCCACUUCUUCAUUGACAAUGUAUGGCGAUGAACAAGACGAUGACGAUGACGACGACGCGUUGGAAUCGUUGUAUAAGAGGUGUCAGUCGCCAAGACGACAAGAGUUUGAAGAUGAUCAAUUGGAUCGAUUCUUUCAUUCCAUGUCCUUCAAGAGCAAUUGGGAACAAGAAGAAGACGAUGAGAUGAUGGAAGGUGUAUUAGCUGACGAUGGGCGUCUGUCACCGCUGCAGCUACCUGCACAGGUGACCAAUCCCGGUAACAGCAUCAUGCACAAUCACGGCAGUGGCGUUCCGAGAUGUACCGAUCAAGAUGAGGAUGAUGAUUACCUACGCCGUAUUUGCCAUCAACGCCGCCCAAGAGAAGAGUCUUGUGAUUCCACAGCUACUGUCACUCAAGCUAUCUCUCGAGCUAACACCACAUCCACUACUGCUGGUGCUGGUGCUGGUGCAAGUACUACUAUCGUGGCACCUUCUUCAUUUCUUUCCGAUCACCAUCACCACCACCACCAUUUGGGUCGCGUUCAAGAAGAAGAGGAUGAUGAUUACGAGGAUGAUUAUUGGUAUGAACAAGAGUGGCUUCAACGACCACGAGAACGUUUUGGAUCUUCCGAUGAUGAUUCUUCAAACUUGCCAGUCUAUUGCAGUGAGGCCGAGUUGAUUCAUCCAAACGAUUUACAGCAACAUCAACAUCGAUAUGAACGUCGCAUGGAUAGUAAUGGCAGCAGCUUGUUGACGGAUGACUCUCGCAUUGUUCUUGUUCGCCUUGGCACAAAGAAUAUCACUGUUAUCGAGCGUUGCUCAUCCACGGGUACCACUCGCACUGAUGAAGGAUACGAUGAUCGUCUUGAUGAUGAAAAGGAGAAUGAUGGUUUGGGUAUGCUUGAAUCGACAUCCACCUUUUUACCCUUAUCCGAGCAAGAACAAGAGUAUUUGAUGCACAGCGAUAUCUUGCGUACAGCUGCAGCCGUCAAGAUUCAAGCUGUUUGGCGGGGCUAUUAUCAUCGCAAAACCAUGCAACAAGGCAAGCUUCAACCCGCACAACGCAUGAUGGUUGAUGUGGUGCGCUUAUGUGGACAUGUGCAUCGACGACAAAUGACACGAGUGCAAGAACGGCUUGAAGAUGUUGAAACACACUUGCAAGAAGAGACGGCCAUGCGAAUUGCAUUUGAAAAGGCAAUGGAGGAUAUGACUAUCUUGGUGGAUGAGCAACAACAGACCUUGCAUGAACGACUUGAGCAGGAAAUCAGCGUACGACAAUCCUAUGAGGAGCAAAUUGAAGCUACAGCAGCCCAAAUCAAACCUCUCGAAGCACGAUUACGACAAGAAAGUCAUGCUAGGGAUAGGCUUGAAUCCAUGAUGGCGCAUGUUCUUGAAGAAAUGCAUGAGCUUAAAUCCAGCAGGCAACGUGAAGUGGAAGCAAGACGACAACUUCAAGCUGAGCUUGAUGAUGCACGACGUGAAAUUGCUAUUCUCAGCAAGAGAAGUACAACACCCACCACUCGUCCUCCAUCUUCGGUAGCAGGCAACAUUCGUACCGGUCUCACUGUUCAUGCUGGCACUCGGAGUAUCUCAUCCGCUGCAGCACGUAAAAGUGUUGCACGACCAUCAUCAACAACCAUGCAGCAGUAUUCGACCAUUCGUAGCAGGACACCAGCAGCAACACCUUCUCCUACAACUACUUCAAGACGUACAAUCUCUCGAAUGUCCACAAUGCGUCCUUCGUCCACCACCACCAUGUCGCGUAAAAGAUAG
Lichtheimia ornata is the source of this 2031-nucleotide messenger RNA. RefSeq lists its product as uncharacterized. The transcript is spliced from 3 exons. The record is from RefSeq and is a predicted model, not a curated record. The coding region runs from base 1 to 2031 and encodes 676 amino acids. Gene Ontology annotation, molecular function: protein binding. Lineage: Eukaryota; Fungi; Mucoromycota; Mucoromycetes; Mucorales; Lichtheimiaceae.